This is a messenger RNA of Aspergillus lentulus, 2217 nucleotides long. Its product is annotated as protein kinase COQ8. The record is from RefSeq and is a predicted model, not a curated record. NCBI's taxonomy places the organism in Eukaryota, Fungi, Ascomycota, Eurotiomycetes, Eurotiales, Aspergillaceae. Gene Ontology annotation, biological process: ubiquinone biosynthetic process.
AUGUCAGGAAAGCGUCUUCUGGAUGCUAUCCAAUUAUUCAAUGUCGCGAAAUCCGUUGCGACGAAACACCUUACGCUGCGGCAACGGCAGCUAGACACCUUUACACGGACUUCUUCCCUCACCAAGGGAAUCCAGAGACAGACUGAGGGUUUAAUACUAACAGCUCAAGCUGCAGCUGCUCUAGCAAAGCGAUUCAAUGGACCUUCUCCUUCCGAAGCUGCGCCGAAAACCCAGCCCACCAGCACGCCCGCGUCCUCCCAGGCAACGAAUGCGGAAGCCCGUUCAGGCCUCUCUCCAGACGAAGCGAAGAAAGCUCAACGACAGGCCGAAUUUCAAAUCCCGUCAUCGGCUGCGGAGCACACUGUGAACAAUGGCUCGAGUGCAUUGAAUGUCAGCGAGCAACAGGAUGUCUUUUAUCAGCGUUCUCAAGAGUCGACGCCGGGAUUAUCGGGGCUUCCUCGAGUGAAGCUGCCAAAGACCAUCAAUGACACGCAGGUGAAUGUGGAUAGCUCUCUUAAUGCGGACGUCUUCCACUCGCCUGUGAACACUGAGAAGCCUGUGUCCGAGGAAGUGUCUACCUCAGAACAGCAAGAUGUGUCGGAGGAGAUGAUGAAGGAAAUUUUCCACAGUCCCAGGGUUGCCAGAAUACUUUCCAAGAAGGCAGCCUCGGAUAUGAAGAGCCAAGAUUGGAGAGCUAAAGGCUUUUCCGAAAGUUCGGUCAGUCGAAGGUCGGCCUCGGCUCCUGUCGAGAAUAUCAAGCAAACUGAUAAGGAAGACAUGGAAAAGAUUGGGGCCAGCAUUGCUGAUGAAAUUGCCGUGAAAGAUCACCUGAUCGCAGCGGAGCUCAAGCAAAGCGAUACGUAUAAGAUGACUGAAUCUCGUGUCCCGUCGUCGCGAUUAGGUCGAUUGUGGCAAUACAGCGGACUGGCUACGUCGAUGGCCUUUGGAGCCGUGGGUGAGGGCCUGCGAAGGAUGACUGGGAGCAAAGAAGACUAUGCUGGGUCCAUAAUGUUCAGUCCUGGAAAUAUGGAGCGACUUGUGGCCAAACUCUCAAAAAUGCGAGGAGCAGCUCUCAAACUGGGGCAAAUGUUGAGUUUUCAGGAUAACAAAAUGCUUCCAGAGGCUAUUCAUCAGGUUUUGCAGCGAGUGCAAGAUCGAGCAGACUAUAUGCCAGCUUCUCAACGAGACAAAGUCUUGGCUGAUAACCUUGGGCCCAACUGGCGGGAUCUUUUCUCCACGUUCGAUGAAGUUCCAAUGGCAGCAGCUUCGAUUGGACAAGUUCAUGGAGCGGUGCUCAAGAGGACCGGCCAGCCAGUUGCCGUCAAAGUCCAGUAUCCAGGUGUUGCUGACUCCAUUGACUCCGACUUGAACAACCUUUCCAUCCUUCUGACGGCAUCUCGUCUUCUUCCGAGAGGUCUUUAUCUGGACAAGACAAUUGCAAACGCACGGACCGAGCUCGCGUGGGAAUGCGACUACAUCCGAGAAGCCGAGUGCGGCAACCGUUUCAGAGAGCUCGUAAAGGACGACCCCGUUUUCUUGGUUCCAGAGAUUAUCCCGGAGGCUUCAGGAAAGCAAGUCCUGACCAUGGAACGUCUGGAAGGCAUUGCAGUCACCAAAAUCCAUGACUUCACCCAGGCGCAACGUGACUGGAUCGGCACGCAGCUUCUACGCCUAUCCCUCCGCGAGAUCACCGAGUUCCGCUUUAUGCAGACAGAUCCCAACUGGACUAACUUCCUCUACAAUGCGAAGACCAAUAAGCUGGAACUUCUUGACUUUGGUGCUUCUCGCGAGUACCCUGUCGAAUUCAUCUCGAAAUAUAUCAGAACACUUAUCGCCGCUUCUCGCAACGACCGAGAAAGGUGCCACAGCCUCUCCAUCGAACUGGGCUACCUGACUGGUCAUGAGUCAAAGGCCAUGGUAGACGCCCACGUUUCUUCGAUUUUGACACUUGCCGAACCGUUCAUGGAUUCUUCGCCAGACGUCUACGAUUUCCGGAAUCAGACAAUCACGGACCGAGUCCGGAAUUUGAUCCCUGUUAUGAUUAGGGAGCGACUUGCACCUCCUCCCGAGGAAACCUACAGCUUGCAUCGCAAGCUCAGCGGAGCCUUCUUGCUCUGUGCGAGAUUGGGAAGCCAAGUACGAUGCAAGGAGUUGUUUGCAGACGCGGUCCAGAAGGCGGAGAAGUCUGGGCUCGACGUUGAGUCGACUCGGAAAUAG